This is a messenger RNA of Camellia sinensis, 834 nucleotides long. Lineage: Eukaryota; Viridiplantae; Streptophyta; Magnoliopsida; Ericales; Theaceae. The record is from RefSeq and is a predicted model, not a curated record.
AUGAAGCUUUUUCAGACAACUGUUAGAUUUUUAGGACAUAAUAUUCAUAAUGGAACAAUUAUUCCUAUUAAUCGAAGUAUGGAAUUUGCUUCCAAAUUUCCAGAUGAAAUAAAGGAUAAAACACAGUUACAGCGAUUUUUGGAUAGUUUAAACUAUAUUCAUGAUUAUUACCCUAAUCUUGCUACUGAUGCAGCAAUUUUAUACAGUCGUCUUCGCAAAAACCCUCCUAUUUGGGGUCCAGAACAUACUGCAGCAGUUAAGAAAAUUAAGGCUAGAGUUCAAACUCUUCCUUGUUUAUGUUUACCUCAUCCCGAAUGGAAAAAGAUUGUUGAAACUGAUGCCUCAGAUUUAGGAUUUGGUGGCAUAUUAAAACAAUUUAAUCCAAAUACUAAUAAAGAAGAACUUUUACGUUUUCAUUCAGUUGAUUGUUCUGUUGCCAAACAAAUAUUUAAAAAAGAUGUUGCCAAUUUAGCUCAACGCCAGAUUUUUGCUACUUGGCAGGCAACCCUUUCUGUCUUUGAUUUUGACAUUGACUAUAUUAAAGGUGAAAAUAAUUCCCUUCCAGAUUUUCUAACUCGUGAAUAUUUGCAGAAAUCACAUGCAGGUAAUCCCGGGGAAUCUUCUAGCAAAUCUGCUAAAGAUGUCCUUCUUGCUCCUGAAACUGCUUACAUCCAGAAUACUAUUAGAGAAGAAACUAUCCUCUACAUAGAUUCUUCCGAUGUUCAAUGGAUGAUUUCUUUGAAUGGCGGAUCAUUUCCAUCAUGGGGGAGGUUCUCCGCAUGCCGGGGGCGAGCCAGACAUCAUGUCACUGCCUCCGAGGAUUCGGCCUUUUGA